AUGGUGCCGCGUGGCGCAUAUGAAUUUCUUGAUACAAAAGAGACGCGUGCACAUCUGAUUGAACAGUAUGACAAUUUCUUGUUUGAUUGUGAUGGUGUGUUGUGGUCUGGUCCCACCGUCCUGCCGGGGGUGGUGUCGUUUUUCCGCAAAUUGCGGGAGCGUGGAAAGCGAAUCUUGUUCGUUUCGAACAAUGCAUCAAAGAGCCGACGUACAUUACUUGAGCGCAUCAAUGCGAUGGGCAUCGAUGGGCGUGAAGACGAAGUCUUCUCGUCAGCGUAUGCAACUGCUGCAUAUUUGAAGGAUGUGCUCAGGUUCCCGACAGAUCGCAAGGCGUAUGUGGUAGGUAUGAACGGUUUGGAAGAUGAACUAGAUGCGAAUGGAAUUCAGUAUAUUGGUGGCACAGACGAACAAGAUUGCCAAGGCCUGGAUGGGCUGGACUUUUCACCACUAGCCUCAAAAGAUGCGCUGGAUCCGUCAGUUGCCGCAGUCGUAUGCGGCAUCGAUACCAAGUUCAGCUACCGCAAACUUGCAAAAGCAUUUAGGUACAUUACACGACCGGGUGCGGAAGGAGAAGUUCGUGCGGGCGAGCAAAAUGGUGGAUGUCACUUUGUUUGUACUAAUGAAGACGUGACGUUUCCUUCGUCCGAGGGCUUAUUCCCAGGUGCAGGCGCAGUUUGGAAAGGCAUCCAGGUGUCGUCCGGUCGCGACCCUAUUGUCGUUGGGAAGCCGCAUCAGCCUAUGAUCGACACCAUCUUUGCUCGUUUCGCAUUUGACAAGUCACGUACUCUAAUGGUUGGCGACCGGCUCGAUACGGACAUUGCUUUCGGUCAGCGUGGUGGCAUCGAUACGCUUCUUGUGCUUACGGGUAUCAGCACACUUGAGCACGUCCAUGCAUCGGAUGCAGCAGCGGUGCCGACCUAUGUAGUGAAUGGUCUAUGUGACUUGGAUACGGCACUUAGUUGA
Molecule: messenger RNA, 963 nt
Organism: Malassezia globosa CBS 7966
Lineage: Eukaryota; Fungi; Basidiomycota; Malasseziomycetes; Malasseziales; Malasseziaceae
Exons: 1
Coding region: 1-963 (320 amino acids)
Molecular function (GO): phosphoglycolate phosphatase activity; alkaline phosphatase activity
Source: RefSeq, a predicted model, not a curated record